GAAUUCAUGAAUUAUGCAACACUAAAGACAAUACUCACAACCAAGAGUCCAAGGGGUAGAAUAGCCUGUUGAGUAGCAAAUGUGAUUACCUACAAGUUUACUGUAGUACAUUGUAGAGGUACUUAUAAUAAGGACGCAGAUGCAUUGGGUUGUGCAUGUUUUACCAGUCUCAACCAGAGCAGCGCUCAAAUAAACAGCCGGACUAUAAGCAGGAAUAUGAUACGAGAGCAGCAAAUGUGCUAUCCGGAGAUCAAACAUCUCCAAACUUUCAAGGAAAACUAAUUCUUCUGGAAAAGGGGCGUGUCCGAUGGGUGAUAACAGCCGCUCUGCCUCGAUUCGAUUCGAAUAAGAUUGCUCACGUAUUGACUCUCAAAGUAGUUCUACUAUACGUGGUACUGAAAAGAUUCCUCACAGACAACGGAACUGACUUUGUCUCAGAGGCAAUGAGAAUAGGCACAACUGUAAUUCAAGAACAACUGUAUCCAAUAGAGAAGAAAGGUUUAUCUCCUACAUACAAUUUGAAUGCUGCAAUUCCACCUUUAGUGCCACGCCCUCGUCCGAGCAUGAUUGCUAUAGAUGUGCGACCUACAUUGAACACUAAACCCAGCAACAGAAAGAGACAACUUGGUCUCGAUAUGUUCACAAUCCAAAAAGUCACACAUUUAUCUGAAGCCAGUCCUAAAUUUUCUCCUAAUUACAUCACCCUGCUACAACAUCUCUUUCGGCACACAUCUUCCAUCCUCACUCGACACUGUACUGUAAUAUACCCAACCCCCGAUAUCCAACUCUCGGAUGAAUUUGUCAUGGUUGACCGCCGUUAUACUGUGAGGGAACAGGCUAUUCCUACUUUCCAUCGGAGCGACACUCGUUACACAAUAGACUAUAGUUUUGGGCAUGUGUCUUUUCGACCUCGCUUGGCUAACACCGGAAUAAUGCAUUUAUCUCCAUGUUGUACUUGCCGCUCAUUCUUAACCGUCGACCUAGCAAUCCAAGACCAUGCCCCUAGUUAUGGCACAUGGCGCUUUAAUUCUUUUCUCUCUCUAAAAUUCCGGAUUUCGACGUCUUCUACUGGUUUGACUCCACAGGUUCAGUGGAAUUUUUUCUUUAAAAAAAGAGUCAUUAAACUUACUGCUCAAGAAUAUGAUAAACAAGCAUCCCGUACACAUCAGAAAACCACUAAUAGUCACCAAACACAACGUGUGACAGUCCCACGUCUAUCACACAGUGAGGAUCGACGGAUAGAAUCAGAAAAUAUUGAUUAUGAAACUGUACCUGCCAUUGAAGAAAGACAUAGAUACCUUUUCCUCUGGUCCAACACCCCUCGAUUGGAAAAUGAUGAGCAGAGGAAGAAGUAUUUCUUCAAAGUAUUCUGUCAAAGACUGAUUUCUGAUAAUGGAUGGACUAUCCGAAUACUGAUGACGUACCUCAAGGCUUUGGCCUUCUCAUCAUCGACACUAGAUAUCAUGUCGCUCAUUGCCCAUCGAUACGUAAUGUCCCACACUGCUUGCAAGACUCUGAUAUUUCCUUCAGAUGAUUCUUCUUGGUUUUUGAGGGCAGAGGCAAGAUAUAUUGUAUCUGAUAUAAUGAUGGGACACAGAGGCAUGUCAACUGCUCCCGGAGACACCCACAGCAAAUGGCCGGAAUUUCUGGAUUUCAUGUCAUAUGAAGUAGGUCUUCUGGUGAUAAGCGCUGGAAAAAUACAAGAUCCCGCAACUAGCCUAGAGUCAGAAACGUUUUGUGACAUCUUGUUGACUACGGUUACUGGGUAACCCAAGACCGGUCAGAAAUAAAAACUUGUACAAAAAAAUUGCCUUUUUCUUAGUGCUUCUGACUCUGCACUGUUUGUAUAGGACGCCAAAAAUAGAGGGAAAGUAGCAGUGAGUCAAGUCGAGUGACUUGAGAGUUGAAGGAUUUUUAAAGUCGAAAAAGAAAAUGAAUGCCAAAUUGAUGCCUAUUUUCUGCACAGACUGGUAUUUUCUAUAGCCAUAGUGGCGGCUUUAAGAAGGCUAAUGAUUAAACCACAAAAGAUUUAAAAUUCUUUUAUCCCCAAAAAAGCUUCAGAUUAUUAUGCUACCCUUUUUCAUUACUUAGUCAUUCCUAGGUCCAUAUAUCAUUUUAUAGAUAUCGCAUUAGCUUUUUUUUGUCUGGUAGCUCGGGUACGUUCCUUGUUAUCUUCUACUGUGAAUCUCUUUUUAACAAAAUCAAGACAACAGAAAAAGGUAAUAGUAAAACAACAGCCAACCAUAUUAUUAUUAUAGACAAACUUAGUGGCAAGAAAAUGAAUACUGGUGGAAAGACAAUUUUAGUAAAGAACAAAUUAAGGAGAGCUAGUUAACUACGUUGGGUCAUUUUUACAGCUACACCACCACUUCAAAGUUGAUUUUAAUGAGCGAUAUCAAAAGAAAUCCCGCCCGUGCUAUAGUAAACUGAAUGAAUGUUUCAUUAGAAAAUACACCUUGUUUACCUUUCCAAGGAACCCAAGUUUAAUAAGACAGCUUUCAAGUGUAAUAUAGUAGUACCAAAAACAUUAUUAAUAAUAUUUUUUAAAGACAAAUUUAAGAUC
Molecule: messenger RNA, 2563 nt
Organism: Phycomyces blakesleeanus NRRL 1555(-)
Lineage: Eukaryota; Fungi; Mucoromycota; Mucoromycetes; Mucorales; Phycomycetaceae
Exons: 12
Coding region: 156-1769 (537 amino acids)
Source: RefSeq, a predicted model, not a curated record